AUGGAAACUCAAAAUCUCACAAUAGAUGAUACCUUAUUAUUAUCUGAUAUUUUCAAUGAAACAGAGUUUGCAGGAGAAGAUCUCUUUUCCAUUUUAGGAAACCUAGAAAACUUCAAUGAUUUUCCUUUCAUUACCAAUGAGCAAAACUCAAAAAUUUCCUUAACUACUCCACAAGUUUCUGAAACUGAACCAUCACAGAAAUGCAAGAGACAGAAGCUUGCUCCAAGUUCAGUUGUCGAGGAACCAAACAGCGACGGACAACAUCGAGUGUCGCAUAUCACCGUCGAGCGAAAUCGGAGAAAGCAAAUGAAUGAGCAGUUGUCGAUCUUGAAGUCACUCAUGCCUUGCUUUUAUGUCAAACGUGGAGACCAAGCAUCAAUAGUUGAAGGCGUAAUCGAUUACAUCAACGAGUUACAUCAACUACUACAAUGCCUAGAGUCCAAGAAACAAAGAAAAGUUUACAAUGAAGUACUAAGUCCAAGACUAUUAGUUUCAAGUCCAAGACCUUCACCACUAAUAAGCCCUAGAAUAACCUUACCAAUUAGUCCAACAACUCCGCAUUCACAACAAUGGUUGCAAUUGCAACAUUAUGGUGGUCAUCUUUCGUCUGAACCUUCUCCUACUUCUUCGGCUUCUUCCAUCAACGACAACAUCAACGAGCUAGUCGCGAAUUCAACCUCCUCGGUUGCUGAUGUUGAGGUUAAGUUUUGUGGCUCACAUUUAAUUUUGAAAACUGUCUCCUCGCGAAUUCCCGGGCAGGUUUUCAGAAUAAUGUCUGCUCUCGAAGAUCUUGCUCUUGAGAUUGUUCAUGUUAGUGUUAGUACUGCCGAUGAAACCAUGUUAAACUCGUUCACUAUUAAGAUUGGAAUUGAAUGCCAACUCAGUGCUGAAGAACUUGCUCAACAUAUUCAACAAACAUUUUGUUAA
Molecule: messenger RNA, 927 nt
Organism: Lathyrus sativus (Indian pea)
Lineage: Eukaryota; Viridiplantae; Streptophyta; Magnoliopsida; Fabales; Fabaceae
Source: the annotation of a GenBank genome assembly